Oryza sativa Japonica Group (Japanese rice) is the source of this 2826-nucleotide messenger RNA. RefSeq lists its product as uncharacterized. NCBI's taxonomy places the organism in Eukaryota, Viridiplantae, Streptophyta, Magnoliopsida, Poales, Poaceae. The record is from RefSeq and is a predicted model, not a curated record.
AUGGAUCGGACAUGGAUGUACAACACAAAAAGAGCUCAUCCAACGUUCUUGAAGGAAGCAGGCAAAUUUGUUGACCUCGCAAAGGCACAUGCUGCGAGGGAGAAUUUGAGGAGCAUUUUUUGCCCAUGCAAAGGAAACAUCCCGGAAUACGGUGGCUCAGGUAUAGAGAAUGAAGGUAUUGAUUUUGAUCUGGAAGAUAUGUUGCGGCACUUUGAACCAGAGGUCCUAACUGGUACAAGACGAGGGUUGGACAAUUGGGAAGCGUUGGAAAAAGCAGCGAAGGAGCUUCUGUACGACGAAGCCAAAGGAUGCGACAAGGACUAUUCGGUCCUACGCUCGGUGCUCGAACUUCUCAGAUUGAAGGCCAGACAUGGAUGGUCGGACACGAGCUUCAAUGAUUUGAUGGAUCUUUUGAGAGUUAUGCUUCCUAAGCCGAACCUGCUACCGACGAACACAUAUGAAGUGAAGAAAUUGAUAUGUCCAUUGUCUCUAGGUGUUCAGAAGAUCCAUGCAUGUGAAAAUCAUUGCCUACUGUACCGCAAGGAAUUCGCGGAUUUAGACUCUUGCCCAACAUGUGGGACGAGUCGGUACAAGAUGGACAACGGAGCCACCGAUGGAGAGGUGGUCGACAAAGAUGAUGCACCGGUGGAUGAGAACAAAAAGAUUGCUAGGAUGGUGAUGUGGUACCUGCCAGUUAAAGAUCGCCUGAAGCGGCUAUAUUCCAACCGAGACGACGCCGAGUUGAUGAGAUGGCACCAAGAGGGUAGGAAAAUUGACGGUAAGAUCCAACACCCCGCCGAUGCUCGACAGUGGAAAAACUUUGACGCACUACACCCGGAAUUUGCAAAGGACCCGAGAAAUGUCAAGUUUGCAUUGAGCACGGACGGAAUGAACCCGUUCGGUGACCUAAGCAGCACACACAGCACCUGGCCAGUUCUUCUAACAAUGUACAACUUGCCUACAUGGAUUUGCCAGAAGCGAAAGUACAUUCUUUUGUCUAUCCUUAUACAAGGUCCAAGACAACCUGGGAUUAACGUAGAUGUGUUUCUCGAACCAUUGAUGGAGGACAUGCAAGAACUGUGGGAGGAAGGGUUACGAAUGUGGGACGAGUACCGUAGGGAACAUUUCACUCUGCAUGCCAUCAUAUUCAUUAUGAUCAACGACUUACUGGCAAACUUUUCGCUCUCGGGCCAGUUUAAGGGGAAGUUCGGAUGCCUCAUAUGUAUCGACAAGACAUCGUACAAGUACCUCACCUCAUUAACCAAGGGUUUUUACAUGCGUCAUCGUCAGUUCUUACCUCAGAGGCAUAGGUGGCGUGCGAAGGCCAGAUUAUUCGACAAUACAGUAGGGAACUUUCUAGCUCCUGAAACACGUACAGGUCGGUCUAUCUUCGAGUUGACAAAGAACAUUAAGGUUGUGUUCGGCAAGCCAAAGAAGAAGCCCGUCAAGAGGAAGAAACGUACGGAUCAGGACACAACUGAUGCACCUUUAGACGAAAGUAACCAGCCCUUCAAGAAGAACUCAAUUUUUUUCAGAUGCUUGCAUAGUGUGAAAGUCCCGACCGGUUUCUCAGCGAACGUCAGAAAACUUGUAUCUUUGAAAGAUUUGACCAUCUCUGGGUACAAUGCUCAUGAUUGUCACAAGAUGUUAACAAAUGAUUUUGAUCCUGAAGAGUUAGGCCCCCUUCAAUCUUUUGCAAUCGAGACAGCGUGCCAGCUUGAGAUGUUUUUCCCCCCAGCUUACUUCAACAUGAUGGAGCAUCUUAUUGUCCACAUCGUACCUCAGAUUAUCGAGAUUGGUCAACUAUACCUAAACCAGAUGUGGGCGUACAAGAGGUACAUGUCCGUGCUGAAAGGGUAUGUCCGUAACCGAGCUCAUCCAGAAGGAUCAAUGAUAGAGGGGUACACAACUAAGGAGGUGGUUGAAUGCUGCAUAGAUUACAUGAAGGACGCCGAACCCAUCGGUGUGACCCUCCCUUUACACGAGGGCCGGUUAGCUGGGACGGGGAUCGUAGGCAAGAAAAGGUUCUACGAUGAGGACUUCAAAGAUGUAGCGGAAGCACAUAGCAGUAUUUUGCAACAGCUCGCCAUCGUCGAGCCGUACAUUCAGGAACACAUGAACGAGAUAAGAGCCCGCAACCCUAGAAUAACGGACAUUUGGAUUUGUAAAGAACAGAAACAGAAAUUUCCUGAAUGGUUGAAGGAGAAAGAUCUGCCGUUGGGUGUUUCGCUGGAGGAAAAAACUUUGUGCAGGCUAGCAAAUGGCCCAACUAGCCUUGUGAUCUCAUGGCAAGGGUACGACAUCAGCGGAAAUAGAUUUUACACAAUGUUCAAGGACAGGAAAAGCGCAGCUCAGAACAGCGGAGUUCGGGUUGAGGCGUUUGACACAUCAGGUGAGAAGAAGUCUUACUACGGGAUCAUACAAGACAUUUGGGAGCUGGACUAUGGCCUUAACAUACAGAUCCUGGUGCUACGAUGCCAAUGGGUCAGAGACACAACAAACGUAUUCAUCGAUGACUACGGCCUGACGGUUGUGGAUCGUAGUAAGCUAGGACACAAGGAUAAUCCGUGGGUUCUUGCUGAGCGUGUUGCUCAUGUUUUCUAUGUCAGUGACCCUUCCGACGAUAAGAUGGCCAUUGCUGUACCGGGAAAGCAAAACAUUGUAGGCAUUGAUAGCAUUGAAGACGCGUCAGAUUACAACCAAUACGACGACGUCCCUUUGUUCACAGAUUUUCCUAACCGGAUCAAGGAAGUUGAGACAAGCCUUGAUGAAGAUUUGUUUUCGUCCGCGCGGAAGGAUGGUGUUUCCAAAAUUGUCAAACAUUAG